Molecule: messenger RNA, 975 nt
Organism: Fusarium oxysporum Fo47
Lineage: Eukaryota; Fungi; Ascomycota; Sordariomycetes; Hypocreales; Nectriaceae
Product: glycosyl hydrolase
Exons: 3
Coding region: 1-975 (324 amino acids)
Biological process (GO): carbohydrate metabolic process
Molecular function (GO): hydrolase activity, hydrolyzing O-glycosyl compounds
Source: RefSeq, a predicted model, not a curated record
AUGCUUCCAGCUCUUUUUUUGAUCGGUUGUUUCACCACGGUGGCAGCUUCCAAUGGCGUCAUCAAUCCAGGGGCCCCUUUAUAUGACACCGACGGGAGAAGUCUACAAGCCCAUGGCGCUGGUCUGCUUGAGGUUAAUGGCACUUACUACCUCAUUGGGGAAAACAAGACAAGAACUACCAGCAAUCCUCGAGGCAACCUAUUCAACAGUGUGGCGUGUUACAGUUCCAAAGAUCUACUCUCGUGGGAGUUUCAGAACAAUCUUCUGACAAACACCAAUCCUCACCCAGAUCUAGCGCCGGAUCGUGUGAUUGAGCGCCCAAAGGCUAUAUACAACGAGGAGACGGGCAAAUAUGUGAUGUGGAUGCACGUUGACAGUUCGGAUUAUGGGGAUGCCCGGUCUGGUGUUGCCGUGUCUGACACACCCUGUGGAGACUAUGAGUACCUCGGCAGCCUGCGACCAGAAGGCCACAUUGCUCGCGAUAUGACCCUUUUUGUUGAUGAUGACAGUACUGCCUAUCUUGUUGCUGAAGAUAGAAAAGAAGGUACCCACUUCUUCCAGCUGUCUGACAACUAUACAGUGGUUGAUUCUUUGGUCGCUACCAUUCCAUACUCAUUCAUGUCAGCACUGGAAGCACCAGCUGUUGUGAAAACUGAUGGAGUGUACUACUUCUUCGGGAGCCACUUGACUGGUUGGUCGACGAAUAACAACCAAUAUACAACGACCGAGGACCUCAAGGGAUCGUGGUCCAAACCUGCAACCUUUGCGCCAACAGGCAGUAAAACUUGCAAUUCCCAGACCACAUUCGUCUUUCGAACGGCCGCUGGCAAAUUCGUUUACAUGGGCGACAGAUGGAACAAGAAUGAGCUGGACAAGUCUGGGUAUAUUUGGGAACCGUUGGACAUUGAUGUUGAAGCAAGGAACGCUUCAAUGUCGUGCAGAACGACUUGGCAGCUGUCCGAAGUAGGACUAUAA